This is a messenger RNA of Pochonia chlamydosporia 170, 1356 nucleotides long. Its product is annotated as mandelate racemase/muconate lactonizing enzyme family protein. The transcript has 2 exons. Gene Ontology annotation, molecular function: L-fuconate dehydratase activity; magnesium ion binding. The record is from RefSeq and is a predicted model, not a curated record. The coding region runs from base 1 to 1356 and encodes 451 amino acids. Lineage: Eukaryota; Fungi; Ascomycota; Sordariomycetes; Hypocreales; Clavicipitaceae. Gene Ontology annotation, biological process: amino acid catabolic process; carbohydrate catabolic process.
AUGACGCAAGAAAUCACAAUCACUGGUUUUGAAACCCGCGAUGUGCGGUUUCCCACAUCCUUGGAUAAGACUGGAUCGGAUGCUAUGAACGCCGCUGGCGAUUACUCUUCAGCAUACUGUAUCCUGCAAACCGACUCAGAAUACUCCGGCCAUGGCAUGACCUUCACAAUAGGACGCGGCAAUGACAUUGUCUGCGCAGCCAUCGUACACGUCGCCGAGCGUCUCAAGGGCAAGACUCUGUCCUCUCUCGUCGCCAACUGGGGCAAAACAUGGCGCUACCUCGUAUCAGACAGCCAACUGCGUUGGAUUGGCCCGGAAAAGGGCGUCAUUCAUCUCGCGCUUGGUGCUGUUGUCAAUGCAGUCUGGGACCUUUGGGGCAAAGUCCUCGGCAAGCCUGUAUGGAGAAUCGUUGCUGACAUGACGCCUGAGCAAUAUGUCGAGUGCAUCGAUUUCCGCUAUAUCACCGAUGCCAUAACCCCCGAGGAAGCACUUGCCAUGCUCAAGGAAUCAGAAGGCGGAAAGGCCAAACGCAUCGAGGAGGCACUCAACAGCAAAGCUGUACCUGCGUACACAACCAGCGCUGGCUGGCUGGGCUACGGCGAGGACAAAAUGAAGGCCCUCCUGAGGGAGACACUGGCGCAAGGCUACAAACACUUCAAGCUCAAGGUCGGUGGAAGCGUGGAGGAAGAUAAGCGUCGAUUAACCAUUGCCCGAGACGUCCUUGGCUAUGACAAGGGCAACAUUCUCAUGGUCGAUGCCAACCAGAUCUGGUCUGUCCCCGAUGCCAUUGAGCAUAUGAAACAGCUCGCCGACUUCAAGCCGUGGUUCAUCGAGGAACCCACAUCGCCCGACGACAUCAUGGGUCACAAGGCUGUGCGCGAGGCUCUGGAGCCAUAUGGUAUUGGCGUGGCCACGGGCGAAAUGGUGCAAAAUCGAGUAAUCUUCAAGCAGAUGCUCAUGAACGGCGCUAUUGACGUCUGUCAGAUCGACGCGUGCCGUCUCGGUGGCGUCAACGAAGUCAUGGCCGUGCUUCUCAUGGCCAAGAAGUAUGGCGUGCCAAUCGUUCCUCACUCCGGCGGCGUUGGCCUUCCCGAAUACACACAGCACCUGAGCACGAUUGAUUACGUGGUUGUGAGUGGAAAGUUGUCUGUGUUGGAGUAUGUCGACCAUUUGCAUGAGCACUUUUUGCAUCCUUCCGUGAUUAAGGACGGGUAUUAUCAGACACCUACGGAGCCUGGUUAUAGCGUCGAAAUGAAGAGAGAUAGUAUGGAUAAGUUUACGUAUCCUGGAGAGAAGGGUGUUAGUUGGUGGACGAGUGAGGAGGCAAGGCCGAUUUUGGAGGGAGAGAAAAUAUAA